Messenger RNA from Anneissia japonica, 393 nucleotides. Its product is annotated as DDB1- and CUL4-associated factor 1-like. Gene Ontology annotation, biological process: protein ubiquitination. Gene Ontology annotation, cellular component: nucleus; Cul4-RING E3 ubiquitin ligase complex. NCBI's taxonomy places the organism in Eukaryota, Metazoa, Echinodermata, Crinoidea, Comatulida, Comatulidae. The annotation marks the transcript as partial. The record is from RefSeq and is a predicted model, not a curated record. Gene Ontology annotation, molecular function: histone H2AT120 kinase activity; nuclear estrogen receptor binding. The transcript has 3 exons.
UAGUUUCAGUGACCAAGUAUGGAGGAUGAGGAGGAAGGAAGGAAGAAGGUGAAAGCUGAAUUCACAUCAUUGAUGGGUGAAUGGCAGCAGCAACUAGGUUCAGCAACAUCACCGAUUCCAUUGCUUACUAAGAUGUGUGAGAUGAUAGAAGUUGAAGUUGAGAACUAUAUGAAGCAGGAUCCUGACCCUUUUGAUGACCGCCACCCAGCUCGUGCCGAUAGGGACUGCAGCUUAGGACAUCUUCUCAGAAUUAUCUUUGAAAAUGACCAGUUCAUGGAUAAGCUUGUAAAGACUUAUAUUCAAUCUCAAGACAAGGAUUUAAAUAUUGUAACCUGUCGCCUUCUUCUAGACGUAAUGCCUGGAUUAGAGACAUCAAUCAUUUUUCAUGAAACU